GGCGCCGCCUCGGGGCUGGCGGGGCACGCCCUGAGCGAGGGCAGCGGCGGCGGCAGCGGGACCUGCCCCGGGCUUGGCGGGCGCCUCAGGGCGAGGGGAGGGCCGGGGGAGAAGGGAGGAGGGCCGGGAGGCGGCUCCCGUCCCUCUCGGCGGCGGUUUCAAGCGGCGGUGGCGGUGGUGAGGCAGGGCUAAGAUGGCGGCAGGAUGAGCGGCGGCCGGCAGCGCACAUUGCCGCAGGUGUGGCGGGUGCCUGAGGGCAGAGCGGACCGGAGGGAGCCGGCCGGGGACAGCGAUGACGAGCUGCUGCUGGCAGCCGCGGCCGCGGCCGACCCCGGCCCGCCGCAGGGCUUCAGCGAGGCGGCGGGCUCCAUCUGGAUCUACCCCACCAACCUGCCCGUGCGCCCCUACCAGGAGCGCAUGGCGGGCGCCGCGCUGCUGGCCAACACCCUGGUGUGCCUGCCCACCGGGCUGGGCAAGACCUUCGUGGCCGCCGUGGUCAUGUACAACUUCUACCGCUGGUUCCCCUCGGGCAAGGUGCUGUUCCUGGCCCCCACCAAGCCGCUGGUGGCUCAGCAGAUGGAGGCGUGCGGCCGCGUCAUGGGCAUCCCGUGCCGGGACAUGGCGGAGAUGACAGGAGGAACCCAGGCUCUGGGCCGGCGGGAGCUGUGGAACACCAAGAGAGUCUUUUUCCUCACUCCUCAGAUAAUGGUCAAUGACCUCUCUCGUGGGACCUGUCCUGCUGUGGAGAUCAAAUGUCUGGUUAUUGAUGAAGCCCACAAAGCCCUUGGCAAUCAUGCCUACUGCCAGGUUGUGAGGGAGCUGAGCAAAUACACAAAUCAGUUCCGGGUCCUGGCCCUGAGUGCCACCCCAGGCAGUGACACCAAGGCUGUGCAACAAGUUAUCUCCAACUUGCUGAUUGCUCAGGUAGAGGUGUGUGCUGAAGAUUCUCCAGAAAUUCAGCCUUACUCUCACGAGAGACAAGUGGAAAAAAUUGUAGUUCCACUUGGGGAAGAGCUGGUAGAAUUUCAGAACACUUACAUCAAGGUGCUGGAAGCAUUUGCUGGGCGCCUGAUUAAGGUGGGAGUUUUAUCCAGGAGGGAUAUUCCCAGCCUGACCAAGUACCAGAUCAUCCUGGCAAGGGAUCAGUACAGGAAGAACCCCUCUGCACAACAUGCAGGAAUCCAUCAAGGCAUCAUUGAAGGAGACUUUGCCCUUUGUAUCAGUCUGUACCACGGGUACGAGCUGCUGCUGCAGAUGGGAAUCCGCUCCUUAUUCAUCUACCUGUGGGGAAUCAUGGAUGGAUCCAAAGGAUUGUCCCGCAGCAAGAGCGAGCUGGGGCGCAACCAGGACUUCAUGGAGCUCUACCAGCAGCUUCAGGACAUGUUCUCAGACACUGCUGUGACUCCUGAGAGUGGAAGUGCUGGCAACAGCACAACAGGGUUGGAAAAGAAAAAGGAAUUUGUCUACAGCCAUCCAAAAUUGAAGAAAUUGGAGGAGAUUGUAAUAGAACACUUCAGAUCCUGGAAACAGGGAGGUUCUGCAGAUGAGGACAGGAGUGAGGGCUCCCCCGGGGACACGAGGGUGAUGAUCUUCUCGUCGUUCCGGGACAGCGUGCAGGAGAUCGCCGAGAUGCUGGCGCGGCUCAGCCCGGCCGUGCGCGCCAUGACCUUCGUGGGACACUCCUCGGGCAAGAGCACCAAGGGCUUCACCCAGAAGGAGCAGCUGGAGGUGGUGAGGCGAUUCCGGGAGGGCGGCUACAACACCCUGGUGUCCACGUGCGUGGGCGAGGAGGGGCUGGACAUCGGCGAGGUGGAUCUGAUCGUGUGCUUCGACGCGCAGCGCAGCCCCGUGCGCCUGGUGCAGCGCAUGGGCCGCACCGGCCGCCGCCGCCACGGCCGCAUCGUCGUCAUCCUGGCCCAGGGCCGCGAGGAGAGGACCUACAACCAAAGCCAGUGUAACAAAAGGAGCAUCCACAAAGCCAUCUCAGGGAACAAAACCCUUCGUUUCUACCAGCACAGCCCACGGAUGGUUCCAGAAGGCAUCAAUCCCAAAGUGCACAAAAUGUUUAUCACUGCUGAAAAGCAGGAGCAGAGCACCUCCAGGGUGCUUUCCAAAGAGAGGAGAAGCAGUUCCCUGCAGCACAAAUCUGCUCUCUCUGCCUGUGUCACUGGCCAAAAGCAAAUGAACUCCCAUGAGAGCUGGUCCUUGUCCCCUGAGGAGUUUGAAAUAUGGGACAGGCUCUACAGGAUUAAGGAAAGUGAUGGGAUAAAGGAACCAGUGUUGCCUCGAGUUCAGUUUGAAACCUUGGAAAACCUGGAGGAAACACCAUUUCCCCUGCAGAAGCCCGAGGAGGGGGCAGCUCAGGAGCUCUCCCUGUCUGAGUGGAGCCUUUGGCAGAAUCAGCCUCUGCCCACAUCCCUGGUGGAUCACUCGGAUCGUUGUCGCCUCUUCAUCAGGGCCAUGGAGAUGAUGGAGCUGAUGAGGCACCAGCAGGGAGACUGCAGCUAUGGGCAGGAGCUCCAGCCUCACCUACGGAUGGAAGAUGUGAACAUUCCAGGGAACAAAAGGAAUCCCUCCAUGGCCAACCCCCCCUGGGAUCAGAGAGGUCGCUGCUCCAGGAAAGACCUGGCAAAACCCAAACCCAAACCAUUCCCUCCUGAUGCAGGUGAUGACGGGAGUGACUUCUUUGCCACCUUUAAAAGAACCAAAGCCAAGGCUCCCAGAAGAGCCCCUGGGCUCGGUGAGGAAGUGCCUGUGUUGCCUCAGGAUCCCCCUGCCCCUCCCUCAGGAACAAGGCUUGCUGUGCCUGGACCCUCUCACCCAGGCACUGACAAGGACGAGGGCAUGGAGGUGACGUUUGACUUAAAUGCAUUUAUUGACCUGUGUGACAACAGUGACAGCCCUGAAAGCCCUGCCAGUCCAGCAGCACAGGAGAACAGCCCUGCAGGUGAGGCCUGUGGGGCCCUGGGGAGGAUCCACAGGGACUCGGGGUACGAGACCUCCCCCGUGGCCUCGGACCUGUUUUAUCUCCCCGAAUCCUGCAGGGAUUCCUUCACACUCCCAGCGCCAGCCCAGGAGCCCCCGGGGCUGGGACAAACAUUUUCCCAGGUGCAAAGGCUUUUGUCACAGUCCCCUCCCUCUGGGGAUGAACUGGAGGGUUUGGAGAGCCUGAUGAGAGAGGAAGGAACAAGAUCUCCUUCCCCAAAAGUUCUCCCUGAUGGUCGCUCAGAGGCACUGCAGGACAGCGUCUCCCCCAUCUCCCCAAAAACUGAUCCUCCCCUGCUGCUCCUGGAGAAUCCCAAAGUGGCAGUUCCCAGGGAACUCUGUGCCUCAGGAAGUCCCCAUUUGUCCAAAACUGUGUCAUCUGCCAAGGCUGCUGCUGUUGAAGAGGAGCAGCUCUGGAAUGACAGCUUUGAUGGCCUGUUCGACGGCGAGGAAUUCCCUGAAAUCCCAAACAACGCUCCCAGCAGGGACCACCCCCUGACAAACGGCCCUUCAAAGGAGCCUUUCCUUCCCAAGGACACAGCAGAGGCUGCCCUUGAAGUUCCUGGUGGGGAGCAGAGUCUCUAUUUGUUUGAGGAUGAGGCUGGUGAGGACAUGGGCGAGGGCAGCCCCAUGAGCACUGAGCCUCCAGCCAGGAGCAUCCCUGGGACAGAGGGACAGCCAGGCAGGGCAUUGCCCUGUGUGAGCCCCACCCAGCCCUGCAGGGAAUCCCUGGGGACAUCAGCAGUGGCCCUGGAGAAGGAUGAUCCCUACGACUGCUCCCAGGACCUGUUCUCUGUCACCUUCGACCUGGGCUUCUCCAUCGAGGACAGCGGGGAUGAGACCCCUGAGGAGAGCAGGGAUGCUGGUGACCCCACACUGAACAGGGCCCUGGGGAGUGCCAAAACACCCCUGAGUGAUGGCUCCAGGCUGGAAACCUCCCCAGGGUGGGACUGCAGGAGGCUUAAGAGCAGGGACAUGUCCACACCGUUGUCACACCAGAGCAGGGGCAGGAACGGCAGGGAAGGGGCCGAGGGUGCUCCUGCUGCAGGGCCUGUCCUCGAGUCAGGAGGCAGCAGGAGGGGAAGGGAGCCCCCUGAACCUUUGCCUUCAGCACUUCUGACCCCAGCAGGCAGGAAGGGUGUGAAUAUCAAGGCUGUCAAAAGAAUUCCUAUGAAAGUCUUCUCAAAUGCCAGGGAGCAAAUUCCAGAGGUGCCUCCUGUAGAUCAAGUCAAAGAGAGCCCGUGGAGGCAGAACUUUGGGAGAUCAGCCUUGGAUUCCCCUCCAGGGAGGACAGAAAGCCUGGAGAACACCAAACUCCAUGGAUCCCAUGCUGCAGGACCCAGCAGUGACAGUGAGGAAGAGAUCGUUUUCCAGAGAAAGAAAAGGAUAAAAAAUAAUGUUUUGAAGUCUCCUGAUGGGAUGGACGAGAGCGACCUGGAGUCUCCAGCUUGGGUCACCAGGAAACGCCGGCGCCCUCCCAACGUGUCAGACACGUCCAGUGAGGACAGUGGGGAUUUCCAGAGGGGCAGGAGCAGCUCCAGGGCCAGGCCCCGGCCAGGAGGAGCCAAAUGUGCCAGGAGCUGUGUGACAGCCAAGGCUGCAGGCAGGCAGUUCCUGGAGGAGGAGGCCGAGCUGUCCCUGCUGGAUGCUGAGGGGAUCUCGUCGGACGAGAGCGACGGCGCCGGGGAGGAGCUGAGCCCGUCGCUGGCCCAGUUCCUCGAUGAUGAAGGGGAACCCACACAGGCCCUCAAUGACAGUGAGAUGAGGGCAGUUUACCUGAGCUCCGUGCGCAGCCCCGCCCUCGGCAGCCGCUACAAGAUGGUCCACAGGAAGUUCAACCCCUCAACCAUCUUCUCCCAGAUCCCUGAGCAAGACGUGACCUAUGCUGAGGACAGUUUCUGCGUGGGGGAUGAGGAGGAGGAGGCUCCCAGUGGCUGCAGUGAGGAGGAAGAGUGUGUGGAUUUCGAUCUGCUCACCAGGGAGGCCAGCAGCAGGCAGCAGUACCUGACCCGCCGCAGGAGGAGGCUGGGCCAGGCCCGGCAGGCAGGGAACGCUCCCGCCCCCCUGCAGAAGAAGAAACCUUCCAGAAUUAUUGUCCCGAGUGACUCCAGCGAGGAGGAGAUGGGAGCCAGCAGGGACAGGCCCCUGGAAGCAGGGCAGGGCAAGGGGCAGCUCCCCAAGGCUCUGCCCUCAGCCCCCUCUGCACAGCCCAGGAGCAGGGCUGGGGAAGCCACAGCUCCUCAGGCUGGGGGGCAGGACACAGAGAGGCUGCUGGGCCUGGAAGCUUCCAUGUCUGGGAUGCUGGAUUCCCCCCCAGAGCAGCCAGGCAGGAGCACAUCCAUCCCCCCAGCUGGAUCUGGCUGCAGGAGCACGGAUCUGCAGGCUGCUGCUGAGGUGUCCAGCUCUUUGAAGACCCACGGGAGCAGCUCAGGCUCGGCGUGUCCUGCUGUCCCAAACCCCUCCUCGGCCACGGCUGGGAUAUCCCGUGUUCUCUCUGAGCACAGCCCCUCCCCGGCUGGGAUAUCCCGUGUUCUCUCUGAGCACAGCCCCUCCCCGGCUGGGAUAUCCCGUGUUCCCGGGGAGCACAGCCCCUCCCCGGCUGGGAUAUCCCGUGUUCCCUGUGAGCACAGCCCCUCCCUGUGCAUCCUGGCGGACAGCCGGGAGAUCUGCUCGGGGCCGGAGGUGCUGUCGUGCCUGCGGGCCGGGCACGGGCUCCGGGUGCAGGUUUGCUCCCUGGGCAGCAGCGAUUACAUCGUCAGCAACCGCCUGGCCGUGGACAGGGUGCUCCAGUCGGAGCUGCAGAGCCCCGGGAACAGGAAUAAACUCAGCCAGAGGCUGCAGCGCCUGCAGGGCAUCUUCGAGAGGAUCUGUGUGAUUGUGGAGACAGACAGGGUCAGGCCAGGAGAAACAUCCCGGUGUUUCCAGAGGACUCAGCACUACGAUGGAGUGCUCUCAGCCUUGGUCCAGGCUGGAAUAAAGAUCCUCUUCAGCUCCUGCCAGGAGGAAACUGCAGCUUUGCUGAAGGAGCUGGCUCUGCUGGAGCACAGGAAGGAUGCUGCCAUCCAGGUGCCAACGGAGCCGGAGGGGCACCGCCGGGACAUCCUCAACUUCUACCUGAGCAUUCCCAACCUCAGCUACGCAGCUGCCCUCAACCUCUGCCACUCCUUCGGCUCCAUCACAGCCGUGGCCAACAGCUCGGUGCCGGCGCUGGCGGCGGGGGCGCGGCUGAGCCGGCCCCAGGCUGAGGAGCUCCACCGGUUCCUGCGCCACGACUUCGACCUGCAGCUGCUGCCGCAGCCCCUGCCCGCCAAGGGGAAGGGCUGAGCUCGGCACUCCGGGCCCUGCACUGCACUUUACCCAGUCGGGAUUGGCUGUAAAUGAUGUAAAUAAACACUUGUCAAACCUCA
Molecule: messenger RNA, 6392 nt
Organism: Camarhynchus parvulus
Lineage: Eukaryota; Metazoa; Chordata; Aves; Passeriformes; Thraupidae
Gene: FANCM
Product: FA complementation group M
Exons: 23
Coding region: 205-6309 (2034 amino acids)
Biological process (GO): interstrand cross-link repair; double-strand break repair via synthesis-dependent strand annealing; replication fork reversal
Molecular function (GO): four-way junction helicase activity; four-way junction DNA binding; nuclease activity
Source: RefSeq, a predicted model, not a curated record